Messenger RNA from Cutaneotrichosporon oleaginosum, 699 nucleotides. Its product is annotated as 60S ribosomal protein eL27. Gene Ontology annotation, cellular component: ribosome; cytosolic large ribosomal subunit. Lineage: Eukaryota; Fungi; Basidiomycota; Tremellomycetes; Trichosporonales; Trichosporonaceae. Gene Ontology annotation, biological process: translation. Gene Ontology annotation, molecular function: structural constituent of ribosome. The record is from RefSeq and is a predicted model, not a curated record.
CGGUCGCUCAUCGUUCAACUAACGCUUCACAGUCUCAAAAAUGGUCAAGGUCUACAAGCCCGGCAAGGUUGCCGUUGUCCUCUCGGGCCGCCAGGCCGGCAAGAAGGUCGUUGUCAUCCAGCAGCGCGACGAGGGCACCAAGGAGCGCCCCUACCCCCACGCCAUCGUUGCCGGCAUUGAGCGCUACCCGCUCAAGGUGACCAAGUCCAUGGGCAAGAAGAAGGUUGCCAAGCGCUCCAAGGUCAAGCCCUUCAUCAAGGUCGUCAACUACGCCCACCUCCUCCCCACCCGCUACGUGCUCGAGCUCGAGAACCUCAAGGGUGCCGUCACCUCGGACACGUUCAAGGAGCCGACCCAGCGUGAGGACUCGAAGAAGGCCAUCAAGAAGGCCUUUGAGGAGCGCUACGCCAAGGGCAACAACCGCUGGUUCUUCUCCAAGCUCCGCUUCUAAGCGUAUCGAUAGCUUUUUGCUGCGUUGCGGACGGACGGAUGUAGAGGCCACCCCAGGGGUUUAUGUACCAGAUCGUGAUAUGCGAUCACCACCUGCAUGACCAUGUUGUGUUGCGCCGGGGUGAGGAGGUGUGCAGGAAGGGCGCAGAGGGGUGCAUAGGAGCUCGCGGCGGCGCGAGCAGAAUGUCCUCGUCACCGUGAGCAGACUGGAGGUCGCCGAAGCCGUCCCAGCCUUGCGCAGCUAGCGGG